Apis cerana (Asiatic honeybee) is the source of this 3266-nucleotide messenger RNA. RefSeq names its product band 7 protein AGAP004871. NCBI's taxonomy places the organism in Eukaryota, Metazoa, Arthropoda, Insecta, Hymenoptera, Apidae. The record is from RefSeq and is a predicted model, not a curated record. Gene Ontology annotation, cellular component: plasma membrane.
ACGUUUUUUUUUCUUUUUUCUUUUCUAAAUUUUCCAAUAAAAUAUUGUUGAUUUUUUGUAUUAAUUUUAUAUAUCAUGGGUUACAAUUAAAAUGAAUUGUUUCGUUAAAUAGAAAUAGGUAUCUCAAAAAUGCGACUUGCACAUGUAAUGAACAAUAAAUAAUAUACAUGAUGAUAAAUAACGAAGUAAAAAAUUCUGAACUAAAAGAGAGAUCAGUUAUGCGUUACUGUACAACCAAAGGGAAAAUCAUAUUUUGAUAUUAAACUAAUAUUAAUUAAUAGAAAAAGAACUAGAAGGGAAAAGACUGUAAAUAAAAAAAGUAGGGAUGUACGCAUUUCGCGCAUGUCGGAAUGACUAAAAGAGAGCAGUCGACGAGAGGAAAGGAAUAACAGUGAUCAUUUAAACGAAAGUGGGAGUUAGAUAGUGAAAGAAAAAAACGAGAGAAAAAAGUAGAGAAGAAAACUUUCCUCUACUUUCAAUGGUUGACGAAAACGUUCAAACGAACAAUGAUACCUGUAAAAAUAUUCUUGUGAUACUAUCUUGGAUUAUCGUGAUUCUUACGAUGCCGUUUUCAUUAUUCAUUUGUUUCAAGGUAGUACAAGAAUAUGAGAGAGCUGUGAUAUUUCGUUUAGGGCGACUUCUUUCUGGUGGUGCUAAAGGACCCGGUAUCUUUUUCAUCUUGCCUUGCGUGGAUAAUUAUGCUCGAGUCGAUUUACGCACGCGAACGUACGACGUACCACCUCAAGAGGUUUUGACAAAGGAUAGUGUGACAGUAUCGGUUGACGCGGUAGUGUACUAUCGCGUGAACAACGCAACGAUUUCGAUCACGAAUGUGGAGAACGCUCAUCACAGUACAAAACUGUUGGCUCAAACUACUCUUCGUAAUACGAUGGGGACCAGGCCGCUUCACGAAAUUCUUAGUGAACGCGAAACAAUUUCUGGAAAUAUGCAGGUCUCUUUAGAUGAAGCUACCGAUACAUGGGGUAUAAAAGUGGAACGAGUUGAAAUAAAAGAUGUACGAUUGCCUGUUCAAUUACAAAGAGCUAUGGCUGCGGAAGCUGAAGCUGCUCGUGAAGCUCGCGCUAAGGUUAUCGCAGCAGAGGGUGAACAAAAAGCUAGUCGGGCAUUAAGAGAAGCCUCGGAGGUAAUCGGCGAUUCACCUGCCGCAUUACAACUUCGUUAUUUGCAAACUCUGAACACAAUUUCUGCAGAGAAAAACUCAACGAUUGUAUUCCCAUUACCUAUUGAUUUAUUAACGUAUUUCAUGAGAGCCGGAUUUACAAAGGAUUCUUAAUAUCUCAAUUUUAAUAUAACGAAUAAAAUCAAACGGUUAUCCAAAAUCUUCUACAUAAAGAAUACGUACAAUAUAUAAUUAACAUAAUCGGCUCAAUAACAUAAGAGGAUCGCAUAAAUAUAAUAAUAUACUUAUUAAUAUAAUUCACUUUUACCACAAAUAUUCAAUUAAAAUAAAAUUAACUCUAAAAGUGAUAAUACCCAAUCGUAAGUAUAUAAUAUAUAUACAUAUAUAUGUGUGAGUAUAGACUCAAUCCUUUUUUUUAUCGAUAAUAGCAAAACGGUUUAUAUCUUAUCAUUAUAUCAUCAUAUACAAAAUAAUUUAUCGAUAAAUUUUGUAACAUAGAAUAUAUAUACUUACAUAUUAUAUAUAUAUAUAUGUAUAUGUAAAUUAAACAUAUAUAUUGAAAUUUUUAUUAAUUUACAAUUACAAUUUUUUAAAUUGUUUGCUCUAUAAUAAAAUGUAAUACAAUUGCAAUAUAAUUUGCAAUACAAUUCAAUAACAAAUAUAAUGAUAUUAGACAUAUCAAUUUAUUGAUAACUUACAAUCGAAAUAGUAAGAAAACGUUGAAUUCUACUGUAACAAUUGAUUAUAUAUUUUUGCAAUCCAAUCAAACCAAUCAAAUCAAAAUAAUAAGAAAUGAACUUUUUUAUGUACUAAAAAUUUGAAUUUAUAAUUAUCAUGUAUUGGAUAGAUAUAUUUACUAAUCGAAUAUAUCUAUUUAUCUUGACAUAUGUAAUAGAUAUCUAUGAUCGAUAUCUAUUAGAUUCUAUUAGAUAGAUUCCAAAUAUAUCGAAAAAUAUAUAUGUAUAUAAAUAUUAGAGACGAAUUAAUAUAAUCUUAGAUUGAAAAACAUUUAUUCUACGUGUUUGUUUCAUAUUGAUAUUAAAUAAUUUUUUAUUAAAUAAUAUUUUAUACAAAAAAUUCUAAAAAGAAUAAAAAUAUAUUCGAAAUAUAAUUAUUAUUUCAUUGAACGAAAGUACAAAAAAAUAUUUACAAAAAGAUAUUUAUUUCAUAUUCGUGAUAUAAUGUACACAAUUUUUAUUUAGUAUGUAGUAAAUGAUAUACACAUAUAAGUAAUAUAUGCUCAAUUAUAUAUGUAUUUGUUACUGAUGCAAAGGACUGUUCACUAUUGAAGUAAUUGAUUAAUAUAAUUAUAUAUACUUACACAUAUAUAUAUAAGUACGUAAAUAAUGUAUGAAUGUUAUUUGUAUAUUUUUUCCGGCCUGUAAUGAUAUCUGGUCUAGCAUAAGCGAUUCUUCCCGAUAAAUAACAUAUAUUUAUGUGAAAAUAACAUUCCAUUAUUAUAUUUAUCGUUUAGAAUACAAAAAAAAAUAAUGAUAAAAAAAAAUUACGCAAUUAAUCGGAAUAUGUAAUAUUUAACAAAUAGUAAAGUAUAUAAAAUAUAAAUUUUCAUUUGUAUUCAUCGUUGAAAAAGUCGGAUAAAAAUGAUAAUCAAUCAAAAUUUUGUUGUCAAAAAGAAAGUUUGUUUUAUUUACUUAUGUAUAUUGUUAUUUCUAUAGUAAUUUGAUUUAGAUUAGGAUUUAGAACUUAUUAAGAUUUUGAUCAUAUUUGAGAUUCAAGAUUUUGAUCUACCUCUUUUUUACGUACAAAUUUCUAUCUCUGAUUGUUAUACUAUCAUUUUAAUGUUAAUAACUUUAUGUAUUUAAUAUAUUUUUAUCGUAUUCGUUAGAUGAUUCAUUCGAAUACUAUGCUCGGAAAUAACCAAAAAAUAUAUUUGAAAAGUGAUAAUUAUAUUUUUUGCAUUGAUGUUAGUAUUUUUUAUUUUUUUUAAUUUGUUUCACUUCAUUAAUAUGUAAAAAAUAUUAAAUGGCAAAUCAUAGAUAAAGCAAAAAAUUUUAAUUUCAACAAUUUUAUACAAAUCAAAUUGUUAACACUAACUAAUAAAGAAUUUAUUACUUUAUUUUAAAAUUAAUGUAUGCAAAUAAAAAUUCAGAAAUUCUGCAUUUCA